AUGAGGCGCGGGGACGGGCGCGGGGACGGGCGCGUAGCGUCCCCCCAGCAGGUGCAGCACGCGCACAAGGGGCGCAGCCUGCCGAGCGUGCGGAGCGUGUCGGCGGGGCUGCUGCCGUCGUUCCGCGCCAUCUCCAGCUACCUCCGCCAUGUCUCCUCCUCCGCCGACUCCCUCGUCGCCUCCGCUGUCCGCUCCGCCUCCGCGUCGGUCGCGGCGGCCAUGGCGCCGAGUGACGAUAGCCAGAAUAAGGAGCAGGUCACAUGGGCAGGGUUCGGGUGUUUGGAGAAGGCGUCGUCUCGCGGCGCGUCCGUGCCCGUGUCCGGCACACGCCACGUGCUCCUCGUGGCGUACACCACGGGCUUCCACGUGUGGGACGUGAGCCAACCACACGCCCUGCAAGAGCUCGUCUCGCGACGCGACGGCCCGGCGGACUCGCUGCAUCCCAUCCCUUACGUCUCUAGAACCCCCCCGGAUAGUCCGCUCCGCGACGCGCAUCCCGUGCUCUGCGUCGUGUGCCCCUCUGCCGCCGCGCCUCCGCCUCUCUCGGCCGCAGACUUGGGAUCUCCGAGCCUGUCUGCGCAAUUUCCGUACCUGGAUGACGAUGAACCUUACGCUGACGUGGCAGACGGGGUCGACGAGCCGUACGCGUGCGGAGAUGAAACGGGCGGCGAGCAGAGCGUGCUGCGGUUUUACUCGAUGCGGAGCGGUUCGUAUGUGCACUCAAUUGCGGUGGCGGGGCGGGUGAUGGGCGUGAGGAGCAACCGCAGCGUGCUGGCAGUGGCUGUCAUGGAACAGGUGUACAUAUACGAUCUACCAUCGCUGCACACGGCCUUCAGUGUGCUCACGCACCCGCACCCCCUCCCCUCCGCCCUCCCCGGCAUCGCCCGCACGUCCCCCCACGGCGCCCUCGCCCUGGGCGCGCGCUGGCUCGCCUACCCCUCCAACCAGCCCCUCGCCCCCCCCGCCUCCUCCCCCCUCCCCUCCGCCUCCUCCUCCUCUGCCGCGGCUGCUGCUGCAGCGGGGGCAGGGGCGGCACUGGUGGCGCAUUAUGCCAAGGAGUCGGGGAAGCAGCUGGCGGGGGGGAUAGCCACCCUGGGGGACCUGGGGGUGCGGGCGGUCGGCAAGUAUUGGACGGACAUGGUGGCGGAGCCUGCCAGUGGCUCAGGUGUUUCCAGCUCGUCAGGUGCUUCAGGUGCUUCAAGUGUUGCAGCAGGGUCGGGGUUUACAUGGAGCAGCAGGAGUCCGGAGCACAUGUUUGCGCCCGACUCACCCCAGGCGUCUGUAUCAGGAGCGUCUGUCUCAGGAGCAUCAAUGUCGGGAGCGUCGGUAUCAGGGUGGUCAACAGAUGGGUGUGCGGACGGCAGUCCCAGGGCAGCAGCAGUGCACUCGCCCUCACCACCGCAGCUGCCCUCCAUGCCACCUGUCGAUCCCGGCCAUGCUGGCAACGUGAUGGUGCGGGACGUGGCAACGAGGGCAGUGAUAGCGCAUUUCAAGGCGCAUGGAAGCGCCAUCGCACUGCUGGCGUUUGACAGCUCGGGCACGCUGCUGCUCUCCGCCUCGCACGCCGGCCACUCCCUCAACGUCUUCCGCCUCACCCCCGCCCCCUCGCCCCUCCACUCCCCCGCCACUGCCAACACGCCACUCCUUGACUCACACCCCCAGUCAGACUCGUCAGUGCAGGGGGGGCGCUCCUUUGAGCGCUUGCCCUCUCUGCCCGCCCUCGCUCUGCGCUCCGCUGCUGCUGCUGCGGGGAUGAAUAUGAGGGGCGUGGGGGGGUUGGGGGGCGCGGGGAGCGGUGCAGCGGGGGAGGUGGUGGUGAGAGUAGCAGCAGAGGCGAGUGAGGUGUGGGACGUGUGCCGCCGGGUGAGCUGGAGCGACCGUGAUGACCCCGUUCCCGUUGACAGCACUUGGGUUGGCGGCAUUGAUGCUACUGUUAUCGGUGCUAAUGCUGCUGGUGCUGCUGGUGCGUCAGGGGAGGCAAGGCAGGGAGCAGGGGAGGGGGCAAGGCAGAGGGUGGCGAGAGAGGAGGAGCAGCAGAGGGCGUAUCUGAUGCACGCGGAGGUGCAGCUGUCCACCAGCCAAGCCACGCCCCUGUGGGCGCGCUCCUAUGUGCAACUACAGCCGGACGACCCACCGGCCCAGCAACAGCUAAAGGACCCACGGGGUAGCGGCGUUAACAGCACCCAGUCAGCACUGCCAGGCAGCACCACCACCCCUGCACCGCUGGCCACCGAGCCACCCCCUGUGCGCCCACCUGCUCCCCUUGCCGCUGGGGACUUCCCCCCAGUCUUCCCCUCCUCUGCCUGUCCGCCCACACUAGAGGGCUUUCCACAGACACGUGCGGAGCAGCAAGCUCAGCCGCACUUGGGGGUGCACAAGGGUGUGCACGUGGGGGUGCACGUGGGCGUGGAGCAAGGCAGUGGUGCCGUGCAUGCCCCCCGACGCACCUCCGCCCUGGGUGGGCUGCUCCGCAACUCCCCGACUGCUAUUCCACUGCUCCCACAGUCACUCUCACCCACACCCACAGUCACAGCCGCAGCCGCAGCCGCAGCCGCAGCCGCAGCCGCAGCCGCAGCCGCAGCCGCAGCCACUCAUCUCGCAGCAGCAGCGUCAGCAGUGUCUGAAGCAGACCUGCCAAGUGCUGCUAUUGCGUCUGGGACUCAGGGCAGCAGCAGCAGUGCGGGGGGCACAGGGAGCAGGGCGAGGGGGCAGGUGGUGCAGGAGGCACGGACGGGGCUGGGCGUGGCGCUGGAGCAGCCCAGAGGGGGGGGCAGAGGGCGCGCGCAGGGGGGAGUUGUGCAUGGCGGUGGGGGAGGGCAGGUGGGGGGUGCUGGGGAGUGGACAGCGGUGGAGCCCGGAGGAGGAGUUGCAGCAGCAGGAGACGAGGAAUGGAUGGGUGGUGUGAGUGGUAUGGAUGGAGGGAUGGGGGUUGCAGGAGGAAUGCGGGGCGCAGGAGGGAGGUUGGGUGCUGUGUAUGAGGAGGGGGGAGACAGCAGGGCGGCUGAGGAGGGGGAUGGCAGGCAAGUGACUGGGUUACUGGCGCCUAGCUCCAGGGCGAUAGAGGAACGCGGGGAGGAAGGGGAGGAGGGGCGGAUGGGGUUUGAUAUGAGUGGGCGGCAGGGCGGCGAGAGAGGCGAGGCAGAGGGAGUGUUUGCAUUCGACGACCCGUGGCUUGCUGCCCACCCACACACUCUAGGAUGCGAGGAGGGGGUGGAUGAAAGCAAGCAGGGUGGGCGCGAGGAGGAGUGGAAGGGGGUUGUGCAAGAGCACAGGGUGCAAGAGCACAGGGUGCUGGAGCACAGGGUGCAAGAGCACAGGGUGUUGGAGCACAGGGUGCAGGAGCUGCGAGUAGGGGAGGAUCAGAUGGGGCAGGGGAGGGAACGAGUGGUGCCUGAAGAGGGGCAGGGGACAGGGCAGCAGGAGCAGCAGGAGCAGCAGGAGCAGCAGGAGCAGCAGGAGCAGCAGGAGGAGCAGGAGCAGCAGGAGCAGCAGGAGGAGCAGGAGCAGCAGGAGCAGCAGGAGCAGCAGCAGCAGCAGCAGCAGAAGCAGGAGUGUGACAGGGAGCAUGGGCCAAAGGAGGUAGAGCAACAGCAGGCAGUGGUGGAUGGGGGUGUAGUUGGUUCAGAAGGGAUGGCACAAGGGGUGGCAGCAGUGGCAGUGGAUGAGGUGUUGAGCCUGGAACUGGAGGGGGACGAGGAGAUGGGACACGCAUCCGUGCAAUGUGGGGUGGGUGCGGUGGGAGUAGUGUCGCAGAUUGGUGCUGGUGCGAGGGACGAGGGGGAUGGUGAGGAGGAGAGGAGGGGCUGUGGAGGGUCAGUGGUUUGUACGGGAGGAGCACAGUGUGAGGAGGAAGGGACGGUGGUGUGUGAAGGAGCAGGUUCGAGGAAGGUGGAGGAGAGGGAGCAGGAGCAGCAGCAGACGGAAAGGCAGGAGCAAGCUGGUGCAGAGAUGCAAGGUGGCAUGGGGAGUGGUGGGCGUGGUGCGGACAGCAGUGGUGGCAGUACUGGCAUUGCUGGCAGUGGUGCGAACAGCAGUGGGGAAGGCAUUGGGGAGGUGAGAGGCCAACGCAAUGCUGCUGAAGAUUCAGCAAUAGUCGAACCUGUUUCAGCUCCUUCACCUGCGGAGCCUGUCAAAGCUGAUUCACCUGCCGAACCUGUCAAAGCUGGUUCACCUGCCGAACCUCUUUUAGCUGCGUCACCGCCCGCACCUGUCUUAGUGUCACCUGCCAUACCUGCCUCCUCAUCACCUGCCGCACGUGUGUCAUCUGUGUCACCUGCCGCACGUGGCCCAGCUGGUUGCAGAGGCGCUAUGAGCAGUGGCGAGGCGUGUGCAGCAGGUACAGGAGGGAGUAUGGUGGAGGAUGGGGCAGAAGUGACAGGGAGUGAGCAAGGAGGGCAGGUAGGGAUUGAAGCAAGGAGUCCUCGUGCGGGAACUAUUGCACGUGGUGCCAUCAAGGCUGCUAGUGCUGCAAGCAGCAUCAGCUGCAGUGGCAGCAGUGCUGGUGAUGGUGUUGGUGGUGCUGGCAGCGGCAAGGGAAUAGCGACAGCAGCAGCUGAGGUGCCAACAGUGCGAGCAAGGAAGGGGAAAAAGAAGAAGGUAGGUCUGGUGGUAUCAGUCGCUGCUGCAGCACCAGCAUUACAGGCAGCCAUAAAGUCGGUUCCCAGCUCCGACUCUCUCAAUGGCUGGGAGCUCUGA
Molecule: messenger RNA, 4695 nt
Organism: Closterium sp. Yama58-4
Lineage: Eukaryota; Viridiplantae; Streptophyta; Zygnematophyceae; Desmidiales; Closteriaceae
Source: the annotation of a GenBank genome assembly